AGACCUAGUGGACAACAAAGCUCGUGGUGGCUCGAGGCUGAACAGGCUGAUUGAGAAUCCUCUCUAGCCAGACUUCCUGUGCAAGUGUCUGAAGCAGCCAUGGCAACUGUUCCUGAACUCGACAGUGAAAUGAUAGCUUUCCACAGCGAUGAGAAUGACCUGUUCUUUGAGGUUGACGGGCUCCAAAAGAUGAAGAGCUGUUUCCAAAGCCUUGACCUGAGCUAUCCAGAUGAGAGCAUCCAGCUUCAAAUCUCCAAGCAGGACCUCAACAAGAGCUUCCGGCAGGUGGUGUCAGUCAUUGUGGCUGUGGAGAAGCUGUGGAACACCCCUGUCCCUUGCCCGUGGACCUUCCAGGAUGAGGACCUGAGAACCUUCUUUUCCUUCAUCUUUGAAGAAGAGCCCAUCUUCUGUGACUCCUGGGAUGGUGAGCUGAUCGUGGCUGAUGCUCCCAUUCGACAGCUGCACUGCAGGCUCCGAGAUGAACAACAGAAAUGCCUCGUGCUGUCUGACCCCUGUGAGCUGAAAGCUCUCCAUCUCAACGGACAGAACAUAAACCAACAAGUGGUGUUCUCCAUGAGCUUUGUACAGGGAGAAACAAGCAACAACAAGAUACCUGUGGCCCUGGGCCUAAAGGGAAAGAACCUGUACCUGUCCUGUGUCAUGAAAGGUGACACGCCCACCCUGCAGCUGGAGAGUGUGGACCCCAAACAAUACCCAAAGAAGAAGAUGGAAAAGCGGUUUGUCUUCAACAAAAUAGAAGUCAAAACCAAGGUGGAGUUUGAGUCUGCGCAGUUCCCCAACUGGUACAUCAGCACCUCUCAAGCAGAACACAAGCCUGUCUUCCUGGGGAACAACAGCGGCCAGGAUUUAGUUGACUUCACCAUGGAAUCCGUUUCUUCCUAGGAGGCCCAUGUGUGAAGCUUCAGGCCCUAAUGCUGACACACGAAGAAUAGGCUGAACUACUUCUAAUGCCCUCCCCAGAACAUGUUAAGGAACUCCAUUGUCACCAAUGAGGGGACAGCUCUGUGUCCAGGGGAAUCAUUAGUCCUCUGCCAAGCCAGGACUCCACACUUCCUGUGUUUUCAGAGACACCUUGACAGAAACCAUGGCACAUUCUGUUCUGUCUCUUCUUCCUGGUCUCUGAUGGACAACCACUUAUCUGUUUAUUUAUGUAUUUAUUGAUUGAUCUAUUUAACUUAAUUGAGGGGAAUAUGAGGCAUGCCUACAGAAGAUUCCAGUUUUCAAUGUUUAUGGAAUAAAUUGAAUUUGAAUCCA
Mesocricetus auratus (golden hamster) is the source of this 1275-nucleotide messenger RNA. It is a transcript of the gene Il1b, whose product is annotated as interleukin 1 beta. Lineage: Eukaryota; Metazoa; Chordata; Mammalia; Rodentia; Cricetidae. The transcript has 7 exons. Gene Ontology annotation, biological process: inflammatory response; cytokine-mediated signaling pathway; regulation of nitric-oxide synthase activity. The record is from RefSeq and is a predicted model, not a curated record. Gene Ontology annotation, molecular function: cytokine activity; interleukin-1 receptor binding. The coding region runs from base 100 to 903 and encodes 267 amino acids.